Molecule: messenger RNA, 4887 nt
Organism: Peronospora farinosa
Lineage: Eukaryota; Oomycota; Peronosporomycetes; Peronosporales; Peronosporaceae
Source: the annotation of a GenBank genome assembly
AUGGACGUGGCUGAAUUAGCCCUGCAGAUUCUGGAUAAAAUUGUAUGCAAGGCCGAGUCGGCCCUCAUUGCUGCAAGCACCGCAGUACCAAAUGUGGCGAAAUUGUGUGCACAGUAUCGGAUGGAAGUUAUUCAAGAGAACGGCAUUGUGGCACUGCUUCAGUUUGUAGACUUUUUUCCGCUGGAAAUUCAACGACGAGCUGCUCGAAUUGUCUGCCAGUUGUGCACAGAUUUUCCCUUGUCAAUGGAAGAAAAAAUGCGCCAAGGAUUGCCGUAUAUUACAAACUUGCUACGGUCAGUUGAUAACGAGCUUUUGCAAAGUAGUUUUGCAUGUCUGCAAAAAUUGGGAGAAAGCUCGGCAUUUUUACAAAACAAAGAGUUUGCGUCGAUGAUUGCAACGAAGGAUAUUUGUGAGCUGCUACUGAACAAAUUGACGUCAUACGCCAGCUUAGAUGAAUCAAACGGAAACAGCGCGUCAGCUCAAUUGGCACCAGAGGGGUACAUAAGUAUGCUGCGUUUUCUUUCGUGUCUGCUGUCUUGUGUUUCAAGUGAUAUGAGUGCAGUAUCAGUCAUUCCAAGUACGUCCCAUUUGCGCUUUGUCAAAUUGCCUUCGAUUGUGACAGCGUUGCUAGCCAAGCAAGAAGUGAUUACCGAGAAUCAGCUACUCCGUGAAGCGCUGAAGUUAGUGAUCGUUGUAUUGCCCACUUCAGACGAACUUUGCUCCGCGGACGCAAUUCCACCGGCAAUGCUCAAAUUGACGCAUGAUGUUUUGACACUGAUUAGUCGCGUCUACGAUGUAACUUCGCGAGCUGACUUGCGGUACGACUGCCUUGACGUUAUUUAUCGAAGCUGUUUAUUGAUGCAUGCUAGCCGGCAGCCGUUUACAGACCAAGAAUGCACCGAGUUAUCGCGGCUCGCCGCUUUUCUUGCACGGGUGCUGCGUCCAAAACGCAAUGACGUGACAGUUUCUUUACCAGCUAAAGCUGACAAAGAUCUCGUUUUGAUACAGCUUGCUUUGAGAAUUGUUGAGGUGCCUUUGCAGAAUACAAGUGCACGAGAGGUAUCAAAGGACAUUUUUGAGCGUCACGGUGUUGCAAGUCUCAUUCGCUUUUACGCGUCUAGCUUCGAGCACAAAUGCAUAAGUGGAAGUGAUCUGCAAGAAAUUCAGGACUUUUCAGUCCGGCUAAUACGUGAUCACUUGGGUGACGAAAGCUCGGUCAUAAGCGGAAUGGCUCAAUUGGAGCGACUUGUGAAUGAGCUGCAAAUGACGCUGGUAUCUAGUAGUACAUCUGAAAACGAUCAGACGGCGUCGCUGCUCGAUGUACUCUUGAAGCUGGAUAAUUAUGUUGCGCAAGGAGACAACUUUCUAACUGUGCAUAACAUUGCUCGCAGCGGGCUAGUAAAGGUACUCAUCCAAACUUUAUCUGUUGAUAAGGGCCGGCAAGCUUUCUCUCAAAUGCAAGAGCGACAGAGCGCUGACAGCUGUGAAGUAGGAUUCGUCUCAUCGCUUUUGCGAUGCUUGCAAGAUGCGAUAUCUUCAGAAAAAGAGGCAUUCUCGGUUUUUGCUUCUGGUAGACGGUCCGCAGAACUUACAUCUGGUAGCAUUGCGACUGAUUUGGAUCGAUUAACUCAGCACAUCAAGGUGCAUGUGCUUAUUGACGAAGCAAAACCAGUGGUAGAGCCUGACAAUGAAGACCAAAGCAAUCAACAAGCAGAUUCUCACGAUGAACAAGAACUCGAAGAGCAUGUAUUGAAGAAAACUUCGUCGGAUAGAAAAGGAAACAGCUAUUCUUCAAACAAGCGUACUGUGCAUGAAACCGUUGUGCUGGUGGAACCUCUUGCAAGGAUCGAAACGAUGGAAGAUUUUAUCGCGGACAAGCUAUUUGGCAGAGGUGGGGAUGCCGGGGUCAUUCUUGAUGACUUGGAAGACGUAGGCGUUGAGAGUGAAGAAGGAGAUGUUGGUGAGAGCGAAGAGUUUGCAAACGAUGUCAUGAAGCCGCGAAGAGUACUAGCAGUGUAUAAAGGACGAGUUUUACCAGCGAUCAUGAGUGUCUUGGAGGCAAUCGUAAAGUUUGGAGGCGUAGACGCGGAAGGAGAUGGGAAGCUUGACGUAGACCGGUGUAAAUCUGGGUCUGGGACGUCUGGAUCUCCCGUUUGGACAGCAUCAUCCCAUGAUAUCACGUUUCGAGUAUCCGCUUCGCCGGAAUCGGUCGAGGACGUUGUCAAUUUCGAACCGAAUUCUGAAGACACCAAAAUUGCUCCGGCAUUUUGUUCACCGUCAGCUUCAGCAGAGUCGAUUGUAUCGGAGCCGUGGUGGGAUGACGUGUGGCAACUGUUGUUGUUACUGAAACUCGUGCGGAACCAGUGUAUUGGAAAACCAUUUGGAGCACAGUUCAAUUUCGUGAACAGCUAUCUUAGUCUCCAGGUACGCCGUGCCCUACAGCAGCCUGUUCGUGUGGUAACGGACUCCCUUCCGGAGUGGUGUUUUCUUCUCGUGAACGAAUUUUCGUUUGUACUUGAUUUUGAAACAAAGUGCCAUUUCAUGUACGCGACAACGUGUGGAUGUUCAAGAGCAAUUCAGUAUUUGUGUCGAUCGGUGUGGAGGAAAGCCGUAAUGGAAGAACCAGCUCCAGCCCGACAUGCACGACAGAGCAAUACUAGUGGGCGGCGUCGUCAUCGUGAUGGCUCUAGUCGGACUCGGACAUCCGGCCUCGACAAUAUCUCGCAAAUGGUAAAACUCCCUCGACUGAAAGUACGAGUGGCGCGGUCUCGUCUCUUACAGUCGGCAAUGAAGCUUGUAGCACUCUAUGGCGGAAAGAAGGCAGUUAUCGAGAUUGAGUUUCUCGGGGAAGUCGGUACUGGUUUGGGGCCAACGACGGAAUUUUUCACUCUCGUGUGUCAGCAGAUCCAAUCAGCGCAGCUGCAACUUUGGAGAGAUGACGAUCGAGCUGUGUCUAAAGCUAGCAAAAGCGCCGAAGAAGAGCAAAAGCAAGAACCCCUUGGCGAUGAUAUCGAUCCUACCAAGACAGACCAGAGAAAUCACAAUCUUGCGAUCCGUGGAUACCACCGUGUUGCAGUCUAUCACUGCUCCAAAUGUAAGGCCCUUCACAUUCCGGCGUGUUCUGUGCACAAGCAGUUGCUUACGCACAAGAAAAAAGUUGUAGACAUUGACAACGGUAGCACAAGCGACGAUGAUUCCAGCCAAACCAAGAGAAAGUCUUCAUGUUUGCCAGUGCGACGGCAGGCGUCGAUACAUUCUAUCCCGCAGUGUGUGCAGUGUUUAGAUGACCACGACUGGUAUUCUGCCGCUGCAUGCUGUGACUGCAGACCAAAUGAUGAUGCAGCAAGCAAAAGCGAAGAAAGCAACAACAUAACGAAUGCAUGCCCUGGGUGCACGCUAAAGUGGUGGAUUCUGAGUGACGAGGAGGCGCACUAUCUUGCCAAGGUCUUCCCCAAACAUACUAAACGGAUUAGUCAUCCUGUGCUACAGUGUGCGCACUGUGAUACAGUAAACUUUCCUGGUACGGAUGCAGGUAUCGUGGUCAUGGAUGGAGAUCGCAUGGUUUCACGGUCGGGCCGCCGCAUGUAUGAGAGAGACUAUCGUGCUGUGACCAAGCAUGUUUCGCCUUUGUGUGAGGGCACUCCGUUACAUGUGAUGAUAUGCUCGAUCACUCGAAGCGAUGUGGACAUGUUGGUAACGAACCUCGAGCAGAGUCCAGAAGUACUAGAGUCAGACGUCGAAGCACUGGAUUAUCUUAGCGAGGAUACUUUCGCGGGUGGCAAUGUUAGUGGUGGCCCACCUGUGAUGGCACCUUUUGGUCUGUACCCGAAGCCUUACCUCAUCUAUAGUGAACUGGACGAGAAUAAAACGAUCGUGAAACCACACGAGUCAAGUCAGGUCGCCACUUUUGAAGCAGACGCGUCGGACGAGGUGUACGUGCUCACAUGGUUCCGGUUUUUGGGUCGUUUUGUUGGUCAAGCAAUGCUGGACGAGCGGUUGUUGAAUUUACCGUUCGCUCGUCCAUUCGUGCGAGCGUUGCGUGGUGAGAAGAUGGUGGGCAGCGGCGUGAGUGUUGAGACGUCGCUCUCUUUUGUAGAAGAAAUGGAUCCUUCCAUCGCCAACUCGUUGCGCUACUUGUACAAUCUGGCGGUCAAGUACACUGUAAAGGUGGCAUCAGGUGACGUCGCAUCGGACGAUGUGGUUGCAUGGACAAAGGAAGUGGAUUCUCUUUGUCUUUUUUUCACAAUGGUAGGCGCUGAUGAGAUUCCUCUUGAAGCUGAUGGUAAUGACACCUCGGUAACUCUAUCGACACUACACCGUUACGUGGUACUGAAUCUGGAAUUCUUGCUAGACCGGACGAUUAAGAAUCAAGUGCAAGCAUUUCGACAAGGUUUUGAGCAGAUGUGCGGGGACAGUGGAGAUCGUCACCUUUUCUGCUUUUUGCAAACUUUUGAUGUACACGAACUCGAGUCCUUGUUGAGCGAUCGUGGUUCCGGUAGUACCAUGUGGGAUCGUGAUGGUGUCGACUUGCGUGAACACAUGAUAUGUGACCAUGGCUAUACAGCAGACAGUCGUGCGAUUGCCAACCUCGUGUCGAUUCUUUGUGAAUUGUCAAUGGACGAACAGCGACUUUUUGUACGCUUUGUCACGGGUGCCAACCGUUUACCACUUGGUGGACUACGGAAUCUUGAACCGAAACUCACGGUCGUGCGAAAGCUCACUGAAGUGAAUGAUUUCAAUAAUACCGACGAAAAUGACGCGAUAUUGCCAUCAGCCUCGACCUGUACGAACUAUUUGAAGCUACCGGAUUAUUCAACGCGUGACAUUAUGAAGAAAAGGCUGUUGUAUUGCAUUACCGAAGGCCAAUGCAGCUUCCACCUUUCCUAG